Molecule: messenger RNA, 1422 nt
Organism: Aspergillus tanneri
Lineage: Eukaryota; Fungi; Ascomycota; Eurotiomycetes; Eurotiales; Aspergillaceae
Gene: fhdA
Product: putative transcription factor Tos4
Exons: 3
Coding region: 1-1422 (473 amino acids)
Molecular function (GO): protein binding
Source: RefSeq, a predicted model, not a curated record
AUGGAGUCUUCACCACCGAGGAGUAAUUCUACUGCUCCUGUGGCAGGUGUGAAGCGUCCAGCGUCCCUGUUGCCUGCUUUCGAGCCAUUAAGCUCUUCCCCAUCUCUUCCUCGACCGCAAAAGCGUGUAGCACGCGAAGACCAUGGAUUUGUCUCGACAUAUCCGACCCCCGUCCCGACUUCGUCGACUCAUAUCAUGUCAUCCUCACCUCCUCGAAUGGCCCUGCCGCGGAAUGCGUCGCGUCGUAACCUUGCCUCAAGCAGCUCGGAGCGAACUCCUCUAUCUGCAGUUCCUACUCUGAUGCUCCCAGAGUCCGGCGAUCCCAUUCUGAUGGGCAGGUCCAGUGUCUCCUGCCACCAUCAGCUCGCUGCCAACCGUAUGAUCUCAAGGGUCCAUGUCAAAGCCGCCUAUAAACCGGCACCGAACCCCUUCGACCGAGAUAGGAUAGAGAUUAUGUGCAUGGGAUGGAAUGGGAUUAAGCUCCACUGCCAGGGGAAGACAUAUGACUUGGCCAAAGGAAAGACUUUUACGUCGGAUAUCAAGGAUGCUGAUAUCAUGAUUGAUGUCCAUGACGCCCGCAUUCUUGUGCAGUGGCCACGAAAUGAAAGAAAGGAUUAUGCAUCGACCGACUCUGACCACACAUGGGAGGAAAGUACCACUCCCAAGCGUAACGGGCAGUCCCACCGGAGCCUCCAGGAUAGUCCUAGUGUGGAGCGUCAACGUUUGGCUUCCCCUGUGUCCCCAUCACCUGCGGUGAAGUCCUUGAUCCCUCCGUCGUCACCGCUAUAUACCCCGACUCGCUCGCGCAAUGCAGUCGUUGUGUAUGAAGACGAGGAGGCUUCUCCUGUCUGCCAUAACGGCUCUGGUGGCGUGUUUACAGCAGAGAUAACCCGACAAACUUCUUCAACUAUCGAUCUUCUGCAGAGUUCCCAAUCCAGUGAUCUGAGUGAUCUAAGUAAGACUGACGAAUUGUCUGAUCAUGACGAGGAGAAUGAUCCCAUCAUUCAUUCCUUUGGACCUUUCGGGGAGAACCUCCUCCCCCGCUUGGCCUCCUUCACGGCCAAUGUGUCACCUCUUCGGUCAACACAUCCUCGCAAUCAGCCAUCUCAACCUCUCCAACCUACCCAGUCUCCCAGGCAACCCUCAACGGCUGUGGACUCCGCUCAUGUUGCUUCAAGCAAGCUGGAGGGGCCAUCAAGAGAGCAAAUCCGCUCCGUUAUUGAGUCCACCAAGUGCAUUGGUAAGGUUGCCCGUGAAGGAAAAGAUGCUGCUGGGAAACCACUUGAGAGUGAAUAUUACUACAUUCCGGACUUUGAUGAAGAUGAUAUGCGACGAGAAGCAGUUGUGCAUGAUCUCAGAAAACCAGGUCUCCGAAACUGUAGAAAGCAGCACAAGCAAUAUUUCUGGCGCAAGCCCAAAUAA